Molecule: messenger RNA, 3019 nt
Organism: Daktulosphaira vitifoliae (grape phylloxera)
Lineage: Eukaryota; Metazoa; Arthropoda; Insecta; Hemiptera; Phylloxeridae
Exons: 7
Coding region: 217-1182 (321 amino acids)
Source: RefSeq, a predicted model, not a curated record
CUUGCGCUACAGUCAGUGGACUAUCCGUCGCUGGUUUCGCUUGGUGCCUCUUUGUCGACCCGCAUACAAGCACCACGAGCACGCGAUUUGAACGUAUACUUGUUAUCACUUGUAACAUUUUCUCGGUUAAUAUUACUUAUUGAAAUAUUAUUAAAAAUAUAGUUUGUAAUUUUGCAUUUUAAAUCCGGUCGUUUCUGAUCAAGUACGACUCGGAAAAUGUCUUCAAAAACGCGUAAGCGUAAAACGUCGGUCGCUCGUUUUAGUGGUUGGCUUUGGAGAUUAGUGUUCACCGCAUUUGCUUGCAACCACAUGGCUAUAUUGCUGCACUUAUACUUGCUGCCCGGGAGUAACGCUAAGAUCAAUAAUCAGUUAAAGCAGUCUACGGCUCAUAUGCAAAAAUCAAAAGCUUGGACUGACGAUGUGGAUCAAACAGGUGGUGUGACGCUCACGGAACUAAGGGUGCCCACUUCGGUAAUGGCAGGUGUCAAAUCUGGUGUCGUACUCGACUGCCUUUACACGCUGAGACCGAAAUCUAUCGGUCUAGUAGUAGCUUGGUAUUUCAAUAAUAGCGCUAGGCCCGUUUAUCAAUGGAUACCUGGACAAAAGCCACUGAGCAUCGGAGUAUUCCGACACCGUGCCAAUCUCGAUUACAGGGCUUCCGACAACAACGAGACAAUGCAUCGAGCUCUGCACAUAAUCAAUCCAACAAUUGAGUUGACUGGCGACUAUAGGUGCGUAGUGUCCACGUACCACGAUGAAGAUUUCAUGAUCAAGCGAAUGAUCGUUUACUCACCUGAAAAGAAGUUUGAAGUAUACCAAAAACGAGUCAACAACGACACUCUACGAGUCACUUGCAUGGCUUCUGGCGUUUUCCCGUUGCCGAAAUUGACGCUGUUCAACAACUCGGUCACAGAAAAACAAAGUUAUGCAUUGGCCAAUUCCCGUUACGACGUCAAUCGGUUAAAAGACGGAUACUAUGAAGUAAUCAUCAGUGUUCUUAUUAAUGAAUAUGAUAUCGAACCUCAGUCUUCACUGGAUUGCGAAUUAAAGAUACCGGACACGCCGUACGUCAAGAGAAAGACAUUUGUUUACUUUCAAGAUUCAAAUACAGCCAGUCGAACAUACUCGGUGGUAUGGUGUAUCGCAGCGACCUACUGGAUCAUCAACUUUGCAGUUUACUAAACAGAAACUGUUAGAAACAAAUGACCACUCGUGUAACAUUGUCAUUUGAACUAAACAUUAUAGUACUAUAAGUUCAUGUAGAAUUUUUCAUUAUAUAAUGUUGAACAACUUAACAAAAUAUUAAUUUUACUACCCGUUUGUUCACAAUGCAAAUACUUCGUGGACAUUUCUUAGAUUAUGCACUUGGUCUCGAUAAAUUUUCCUUAACUUACGAUAAUUCAACACUGAGAUGUAAAUUUUACUAAAAAAUACCAGUAUCGAGUUUUCAUUUAAAAAAAAAAUUCUAUCGAAUUUUACUUUUGUCUCAUAACUUUCGGGUUUGGAUUUAAUGUAAUUCUACCUAUUUGUAAAUACAAUGUGUGUAUACUAUUAAUUGUUUCGCCGAAUCUCAAUAUAUACAUAAUAUUUUAUUGUUAUUUAUUUUUCAAAUUAUUAUUAAAGACACGUCCCUUGUACCAUUUUUUUUUUUUUUAAUAAAUAUUAUAAAGUUAAUUGUUUUAUUAAGGACUUAAAUGAAUAUUUUUAACUAUUUUUACGAGAUAAAAACACUAAUAUAUGUUCAUAAUAUUUUAAGUAUUCAAUUAAGUGUAUUAAGUUAAGUUUUAUCGCUAUUCUCAAUUCAAUCGAUUGAUUUGAAUAUGAAUGAAAAUUUUGUGGUUAUACGAUAACAACAUAUUGAAAUAAAACAAUUGUAUUAUUUUCUACGAUUAAGUUAAGGAUGCGAUUAGCGCGACAUUUAUUAUUAUUAUAAUAUAAGUGUCUAUAGUAAAUUAUGAUAAAAAAAUUAUUGUUAAGGUUGUUUAUGUCAGAAAAAUUGUUAAUGUUUUACUCGUUUAUGUUACCAUAUUAAUUAUUAUAAUUGCCACGUGGAAAAAUUUAUUAUAUUUUAAUAUAUUUUGUUUGAAAAAAAAAAAUGCUCCUCUAAGAAAAUAAAUUAUUAGAGAUGUUCUAUCAAUUCCACGUCCAAAAAUUAUUUAUACUUGCAACGUGUCGAAAACAUUAUGUAUUUUCAUUUUAUUUUUUACCUAGUUUCCAUUCCAUUGCGUUGGACUGUAAAUUUUCAAUAAAGACUGAAAGAAUUUUGGUAUAGGUAGCUAAUAUUAUGCAAGGGUGACAUUUAUUUGUCUACAUAAUAUAAUCUUGCUGGCUUGAGAUAAUUAUAACGCAAUGUUUUAAUGGAAAUUUGAAUGAUUUGGUCAAAUAAAGACUAAUGACAUUAUUUUUGUAUGUAUUUAACAAAGUCUUUAUAAUUGCCAAAAUAUGAUAUUUAUGUAUAAGUACGCUUGUUCAUAUUAUUAAUAAUUAUAUUAAUUAACGUUAACUUAGUUCUCUAUUGUAUUGUAAUAAUUUUCACCCGUUCAAUAUAUUAAAUCGGUUAAGUUACAGAAUAAUUGUUUUGUACCGAGUUGUGAUUUAAAUAUUCUCUGACCAAAUGUGAAUCAUCGGUUUUCGAUGGAGGCAAAGUUCUUGGUGGUAAAAUUUUAGAUGGGAUCCUACUCGUAUAUCGAUACGCUUAGUUUGUAUUGUCAAAGAAUAACCGAUAGAAAUUCUUAAAGGCUACACUGUGCUGGGCCUUUACUCGAAGGAUGUGCAAAGUAAUAUCGCGUUCAACACCACAGUUUACAAUGUUUAUAACGAUAACUGAAACAACAUCAAUGGCACCCGUCGACCACUUUUGUUCGUUGUAUAAAGUGCAUUUUGGAAAACACAUAGUGAUGAUAAUGUAUGCCUGCUGUUUUUUAUUGUUCGUAAAUUAACAUGCAUUGUACUCUUGUUAAAUUAAAAAUACAUUUUAGCUUUUAAGAUUGUAAAUAUGUUGAGAAAAUAAUAUAUAAGU